CGACAUUCUUCCGCCCGGCGAGUCACUUGCACGUCAGUAUCACGUCCUUUUGCCUUGAUCGUUUCUGUGAACCUGAAAUUCAAUAACCAAGCAAGUUGAGAGUCAUCAUGGCGUUCGGUCUUGGAAAGUUGAAGACUUUGGGGCUUUCAGUCCUGAUCUUUGCCAUGUUGGUCGCUGGAUUUGACAAGACAGAGGAUACCAAAAACCGCUUCCAGCUUCACGUUACGGGCACGCGAAUAUUGGGGUUGCUGAUUGUCAUAUUUGUCGUGUCAAACUUCAAGUCGAUGCCAUUUGUUUGGACACUUCGAGUUCUUUAUACAAUUUCGUACCACACUGUCCUCCGCAAAUCGCCCCAAUUGGGCCCCAAAGCGCUCUUCAAGCCUGUCAUCGCGACUACUUCUACGUCCCUGAUCGAAGUCGAUUAUUACCUUCACAAGUCCAAUUCGACAUACUUCGCCGACCUUGACGUGGCGCGUGCACAUUUGAUCGCGUACCUGUUUCGCCGUGGCUUCGGUCGACUGUCCAAUAACAUUGAGCUCGGAAUUGUUCUCGAUCCAAGGACUGGUAAAGCGAUGAGCGGCCGACUGGGUAUCAAUCUAGGUGCUGUUGAAACAUGCUUCCGGCGUGAAAUUACAGCGUUUAAACAGGUCGAGAUGUGGAGUUAUGUCUUGACUUGGGAUCGCAAGUGGUUGUACAUUGUCACGCAUUUCGUACCAAAGGGUACAGUGCUUCCGACAGAGUGGCUCGAUCCACGGUUUGCAAGAACACCGACCCGGCCGCUCCUCAAAGAGUCUGGCGAUUUGGCCAAGAAGAUUUACGCCACUGCUUUGAGUAAGUACGUGUUCAAGCUGAAACGCCUUACAGUGCCGCCAUCAACUGUGCUGGAGGAGGCUGGUCUGUUGCCAACCCGACCUGGAGGAUGGGCAAUUGGCGAGCAGGACCUAGAGUCAGUGGAGGAGGAUAUUCCGGGUGCUGGUAUGAGGAAAGAUGGCGAAUGGGAUUGGAGACGGGUUGAGGCUCAAAGACGUAGGGGAAUUGAGUUGAUUAGCAAGCCAAACCAUCUCGAUUUGAUCCAUGAUGGCUUUGAUGGCGGUAGUGAUGGAGCCAUUGGAAGGUUUAGCCCUGGUUAG
This is a messenger RNA of Fusarium redolens, 1130 nucleotides long. RefSeq lists its product as uncharacterized. The record is from RefSeq and is a predicted model, not a curated record. The transcript is spliced from 2 exons. Lineage: Eukaryota; Fungi; Ascomycota; Sordariomycetes; Hypocreales; Nectriaceae. The coding region runs from base 108 to 1130 and encodes 340 amino acids.